GUUCCGCUUGUGUGCGCGCCCGAGUCUGCGACACGUGUUCCUCGCACGUGCUGCACGCACGUGUACGUGUACGUGAGCACGAGCGCGCCUCUCGCGAUUAAACAUCGAUUAGUCCCCGAUACGAUGGAACGAUCGAACGGUGAGAUUCGCGAGAAACCGAACGACGUCCGAUGAGAAACACUACUGACACGCAACCAGUUUCUCUGUUAGGUUAUUCCAUAAUAAAUGUCGAUUUUCGAACGAUAUUUCCGGUGCUCGCCGCUAGAUGGACACGCGUAAGUAAUCUUCUCGCUAGUCCUCGCUCGGUAGUUCGUCACUGUACCCUGAAAUAAGGACCAUGAUAGGAUAAUGGCUUAAAUGGCUGGACGUUUUUAAGAAGAAAAUUCUAAGAAUUGAAAGGUAUUUAACGAGACGGAAAAAAGGUAAUAGGAUUCGUGAAAGAAGUUGUUCGAAACCGAUUCGAACAGUAAAACACACUCCGUUUCGCUUUAAUAAAUCCCUCGAGCAAGUCCCUUGGGACUCUACGGGUGGUUCGAGCGUCGAGGAAUCGCGAACGAUGGAUAGGGCGAAGAAACCCGCGAGUCGUCGUCGUCUACGAACAGCGGGUGGUCUCCGGUUCGCUGAAAACGCGAAACAGGAACAACAACUUUGCGAACCAUUUUAUUACCAGCCGUUACUCGAUAAUGUUCAAGCAGCAAUCGUAAAAAUGAUUAGACACUACGAAUUUAUUCAUACGAUAUCUCUGCUUUUGUUUUCGAGUUGACUCAGAUUCAUCGGCAUAUUGAAUUUGAUCCCAUCCUUAAUUAAGACUUCACUGCUCGGAGAUAUGGACCGUCGUGUAAACAAAUUGGAGGAGCUGAAACAAUGACCGACUGUGUCUCGUAAUCAGCUCGUGUGUUGUAAAUAAUUCGCGAAUCUUCUCUGUCCCGAAAGUUCGACCGUAGAUCCGCUGACGCGUGGAUCGUUUUUCGACUCGUCUGGUCUUCGUCUGGGUUAUUUCUGAUUAUCCCUUCCUAUCAAUUUUAAACAGCAAAUCGAUAGGUGAAUUUUGCUACAUUAGCAAUCAAGGGUUAACAACGUUUCGCCGUGUAUCGGCAUGUUGCGGCGAAUGGAUUACUCCGCGGAUCGGUCCAAUCUGCGAUUCGUCUCGGCCACGAUGCUUGACCCUUUCCCACGCUACUGGCCGUUCGACGAGGGAAGAAAUACUCUUCCAGGCUCUCAUUAACCGCGUACAGAAUCGUCGUAGUAAUCUCGGCCUCGCGAAAUGCUCGAGUUAACAAGCAGAAAAUCGACGUUUCCCGCGAGAAAAUCGAGCGAUAACUCAAUCCUCUGGCGCAGAGGUAAACAGAGAUUUCGUAAGAGAAAAGAAAGACAACGCGAUCGAGGGCACCUGUAUGACGAAGCUGUUCUCGUGCGAGCGAGUUCGGAAACGCGGCGUGUAAUGCAACCUUAAAGCUCACAAUGAGUUGGCCACCUACGGACGCGGAGUCGGUGAAAGAUGUUUCUCAUUGUCUCCGUCUGCUGUGGGAACGAAUUUUCGUCGAAAUCCAACGAGAUAAAGGAUUUCAUGAAUGAAGAAGGUUGUAGAUGUUCCUCGGAUGGGAUCCUUUCUAUUUUUCUCGGUUUCUCUUUCACCUUCCCGGAUCCUCCUCCCUGCUAUCGUCUAUUUUCUCUUUCACACGCGUUUGCGGCUUCCACGGAGCAUCUUAGCGAUCGGUUUCGAAAGGUGGAGCCUUUCUCCUCCUCGUCUCACCGCCCCCUUCCUCUCUUCGCUCUUUCUCUUUUCCACGCUCGCUACGGUCAUUUCUUUUCUUCCCUUCUAUCCACCGAAGCAGCAUUAUCUUAUAAUCGACCGAAUGAUUCUCCUGUCCGCUAGAAUGGCACGACCUGCUGAGCACACGUUUCACUUCGUUAAUGUCUGCCCGUGAGAGCGAAUCCGCUCGAUUUGAUGACUUCUUUCUCCCGCAAUCAUGUUGGACGUCAACCGAUGGAGCAACUUCUUCCGUUCCACGCGUUUUCACAUGGUGUCCAUCUCGAGCUCCGACUGUCACGGGGUUUCGGAAGUUGUCGCAAUGUUCGUUCUGAAGGGAAAAAAUUCGUAGGGGUGACUGGUUAUCGGGGAAGCAGGGGAAGUCGAGAGGUGGUCAGUAUCGAUUUGCCUGGUACCCCGAACAAUUCAUUUUUGUAUUCGUCUCACCUGAUCGCAACGUGUGCGGUCCGUGACGUCAUAAUUCGGGGCCCCUUCGAGGCGUUCCGCCCCCUUAAUGCGAGCCCCGACACCUCUCUCGACUCCGCGAGCCAGCACGCACUUUCCUCUUCUUCUCCUCCACCCCCUUACCCCGCGAUUCUUCUUCUUAUUCGCUUCGUCUCUUGCCGUUUCAACCGCGUCGAAGGGAAAAGGCAAGAAGACACGAGGGAAAGAUGAACGAGGGUGAAGGAGGGACUAACCGCGGCGCGUUGCAGCCUCCUCCUCUCGCCUCUACCUUCUGUGCUCUGCAGCCUCUCGUACCCCUUUUCCCUUCUCGUAGUGACCGAGGAUAGCUGGAUGGUAUAUACACCUGGAAGGCGGCCAAGGGGGAUAUAAUGGCUCGGUCGGACUUCACACGAUGCCGACCGGUACGUCGGCCUCGAGGAUGAUGCGCGCCACGGACAGGGAGAGACGGGGACGAAACGUUCCUCGGACCUCCGGGGGAGGACUUUCGGUUUGAUUUUGCGGAAGGAUCGCUCGUAUCUUCCAUUCAGCUGCAAAUCACUGGUGGCGAGUUUCAAUAAAAUUUGACGAACUCUGCGAAAGAGCAUUGGGUGCCCCCGAUUCACGAGGUGGGCGACGUGUGCGUGUCCCGCGACGGAACGCAGCAAGUGAAAAUAGAUGGAAGGUGGAGAGAAAAGAAGUAGAAGCGAGCGGAGAAGCUCGAGAGGAAGAUUAGGGUACUCGAAGGCGUCGGAGAGAAGCGGAGGACAGUGGGGCAUCUCGUGCAGAAGAGUCGGAGGGUGGGCACCGUUAGCCGGUUUUGUACGAGCAGCCUUCGCCGCUGUCAGCCCGCGGGGGCCUUAUUUCAAGACCGUACCGAAUCAGGCACGACAAUCGCUCUAAUAUCCACACGAAUGCCAUGCCGGAGGCCCUCGUGUUCCAACAGGCCUUCCUUCUUCUUCUCUUCCUUUCUACUCUCUAUCCAUCUGUACUCUUCUGCUCGACCUAACUCACCACGAGUGAGAGAUCUCUAUUCUUUUUUUCUUGCUGUCGUUACAAUUAAUACUGGCGUACUAGAUCAGUGAGAGAUCGCUGAAAGAAUCGUGAAACAAUACGAAGCUUCAGGUUUUACCUGUAUCCAUUAUAUUCUCUUUGUCGGAAGAGAAAGAACGUUUUUCGAUCAAUGAAAAAUCGAACGAACGAUUAGCGAUUGUUCGAUGGAAACGAAACGAUGGCCGGCGAUAAGAAGAAACGAUAUACGAUAACGAAUCCAUGGUCGGUGUACCGAACGCCAGGCAAGUAUGCGGAAAUGACGAUUAGAGGACCGUAAAACGAUUGGAAACCCAAGGGAUACGCGAGUAAAUAGAGGCAGGUUUCACGACAGGUUGGAAAGUAACGUUGAAAGUGUAGAUAAGCCUCGAAGGGUAUAUAUACACGAACGAAUCCUAAUCUCCGGUGGAUGGCAAUAAGGACGGCGAGGGUUUCUUUUACAAUCGGCCCCGGGGGCCAAUUAGAUCCAAAGUUCUUAAUCCGUUUAUCAGCCGCGCCACGGUGCACGAGCCUCUUUCAUCGGAACGGAUAAAAGAGCUUUCGAGUUCCUCGCCGAAGAUGCCUGAAUCCAAUCGCAAUGGAAUACCUGAGAACACAAUUUAUGCUUUAAUCGACUCGCUCUUUCGAAACGGCAGACUUUUUCAAUCUUCUUCGAAAAGAAGGAUAAACGGACUGACUUCCACGGGUGUGAUCGGAGAUAUCCGAUAAUUAACUCGUUACGGUCCUUUAUCUUCAAUCGAACGAAAUGCAUAUCAAAUAUUACACUUUCGUUUUGAACAAUCAGAAAUAAUUUUUUUUGGUGAUUAUUUUCAUUAGUUUUAACAAAGGAUACAUUUUGUAGAAAAUUAAGUGUGCCUAAAGUGGAAGAAAAAUCCACGAAUUUGAGCGAGGAUAUUUAGUCGAUACGAUCGUGCAGGCUCUGUGGAGGAACGAAGCCUUUGGAUGGUGGCGCGGUACCACGGUAUAAUAACAGAGCACCCCAGCCCCGACUAGCUGAUGACUUCAUUGAACUGGUCCCGGUUGGCCCGCGGGUCCAGGACCUCCCUGAAACCGCCUGGAAAUUAUAACGCCGGCCUGCGGCCAGGUCCGCUUUUGAUGCGGCCCAGACACGUUUCGAACAUUUAGUGGAUCCCUUCAGGCUUCCCUCGAACGGUCCCCAAUCCUCCUCUUCUUUUCCCUAGCCUCGAUACGUGUUUUUCGCGUCGCGCUUCCGCUUGUCACCACGCUUCCUCUCCCCGUUGCCACGCGUGCCCUGUUCCAGCUUCGGUUAAUAUAAUAAUGCGACGUAUCGCGAGGGACACGAGCGUUUCAUAAAGGAACGUUGGUCUAUAAACUGGCGACUUACAAGCACGAUCCGUUGAAAUACAAUCGCGAACACGCCCGCUCGUCUAUCCGUGUUCCAUAACCGGGGACGCGAACGUUGUUCCGUUCGCGGGAUUCUUUCGGAACGGUCGUUGUUUUACAUGGUUUAAAUCGCCGGUCCGUGGACGAUUCAUCGUGCCAAAAGCUGUGAGAACGGCGCGGAUAGACGUCGUGAUCGGGUUUCGAUCGUUGUAGGCCUCGUACGAGAAGAAAGCGGCAACGAUCGCAUAGCGGAAGAGGAACAAAGAGAACGGGCAAGGGACAAGUGGAGAACACGGGGCACGCGGAGUCGUUUAACCCGAACGGGUCAGCCAGGGUCGAGUUCCUCUUCCCUCUGUCCUUUCGAUCGAGAACGUAUCGAUUCCUAUGGGAAAUAGAAAGUGGCCACGUGGUGCGUACGUUUAGUCUAUGCGAAAUUUACGAGCGAACCGCCUCGUAAUUACCAUUGUGGAAACUCGAAGAGAAGGCAUCGAGGGACGCGGUGGAAAACGCAAGACAGCACGGCGAAGAGCGAAACUCAACCACUGCAGCUAUUUUAGUUUAAUUUAAUUUUGCGUUUCAAAGAGGCGGAGGAAGAGAGAGCAGAAAAGAGAAAGAUGAAAGCAUCGAAGCAUCUCGAGGCCAGUAUGUACGAAAGACCCCGUGAGCGGCGUGUAAUUGCUACGGAAGUUUAGCCGGGCAUCUGUUUACCCAGUUGGAUCGCGGCCUGUAAACGCCCAUUUCGAGAUCGUUCGAAUCGGUUUCCAUCUCGGCGCGAGCGCGCUUAUUACCCGCGGAAACUGGCUGCCGAUCGGUAUCUGACUCGCAUUAACGACGCUGCCACGACUGUUUCGAAACCGUUCGACACGGUGGCCUUCCAUCCUUCGGUAAUUAGGAACGAAACGUGAAUCGUGUAAUUAUUAGUUUCGAUAUCUACUAUAUCUGAAAGUUAUGCGGCUGGACGGUUCUCCUGGACGUUCUGAUAAGGUGACUCGAUGUCGAGAUUGAAGAUACCGUUGCUCGAGAGGACAAGCGAACGUAAUUAUCCGCGUUUAACAAUUUCACUAGGUUUCCGUUCUUCUCCCUUAAUUUACCUGAGGCAGCUGGAUGCACGGUCCGAAGCUACCGUGGGUCGCCGUACGUCCGGCGCCGGCCUAUCCAACGCGAAAUUCUUGGUCGGAAGGUGGAUGACGAGGAGGGGCAGAGGCGCAAUAAAUUGGCGAAACGUCAGGACGCAUAAAAACAGCCGGAUCCAGCUCGUCUCGCUGUUUCUUUGUCGUGGGACCGAUGACACGGCAUUGGUCCCCGGAGCAAACGCGGCUUUCGAUUCCACCACUUGGUCACGAGGUCCCGCUUCGAUCGUCUGAGACGCGGCCUUGCGAGAUUCCCGGCAAAAACUGUUUGCGGUUCCCUUCCAUUCUCUUCCUUCCUUUACCUCUCUGCUUCAUCCCGAUGUAUCCUUUACAAUGUGUUAUGUCUCUUCGAUUUCAAUUCCGAAUCCUUCAUUUUAUCUAGAACGUCCUACGAGUGAUGUACGUUGUGAAAAUGGUAAAUUCUAUUCGACUUCAUUUUUGAUAGCCUAUAAACGGCAGAAGAGUCAAAUGGUUCGGGGAACGAUGCACGGCUCUAUCGAAGCGGGUUCGUCACGCGUGCACGUCAGCGGGUCGAUCAUCUUCUUUUUUCCCCAUCUCUCCUUCUUUCGAUUCGUUCUCGUCAUAAUAGAAGAAUCUGUUCGUCGCUGGCCGCUUUGGUCCGCCUCUAUCGUUUCGAGGUGCACACCGGUGGCCGCCACCGGGCGGCACGCCGCUCGCUCUCGAGGUUCCCGGAGCAGGUUCUCAGGAAUUCACGACUCAUGCGACGACGACCGGGUGUCCGAGUGAAACGUAUAAUGGCAUUUAACGAAGAGGAAUCGUGGUAGCCGGGUCCGGCGAGCUUGCUCCAAAUUGCUAGGUCAGGCUAAUGUCGAAACGACGGCCGUGGACAGGGCCUGGUAUUGUUCCGACACCCUUCUCCGUCACGAUGGCUCGUGGGAACACGCCCGUUUCUUUUUUUUUCACUCUCCAUUAUCCUCUCGAGCACCCUCGCCUUGAUAUAUUUUCCUUGCUCUUUUGGGAAAGAACCACCUUCUUUCUCGUUUCACCGUUUCGAUCGGUAGACCGUGAUUUUCAUUUAGGAAAACUUUAUCGAAUCUUCUUGCGACGAUGGGUUCUCGCGAAUUAGCGUGUACCAGUGUCGGAGGAGGAUGAAAAAGGGGGCGAGAAAAAAAGGAUGAAAAAGAGGAGAAAAGGUGAAGAAGGUGGGCUAAAGGGAAGCUCUGCUCGUCUCUGAAAACUGGUCUGCUGGAGACGCGGUCUUAGCAGCAAAGAAGAGUCGAAGGAGCGGCAUUCCCCGGUAAUUAGUCUCACCCAUAAAUUACUGGCUAUUCCGUGUCUGUGUUGGUCACAACUCGGUAACGUCCUCCUCCUCCUCCUUCUAUCCUUCCGCUCGGUCUGCCGUCUAUUUCCUUCGCAACUCUUUUUUUCGCAUCUUUUCUCGUCCCUUCUUUCACAUUUUACACGGUGCCCCUGGUACGGCACCUACGAAAAUAAACGAUCCACCUCGACGAAUAUUUGUCCGAUCUUUACCCUGUCAUCGUAGUCGUCGACGACGACGAUCGAAGCGAUCUAGGUGCCAGAAGGUCUGAGCCUAUGGGAACGAGAAGGAACUCGUCUCUAUCGUGGGUCCAACGUGGCUGGUCUUCUGAUCCGGGAGGAUCUCUCGGGACCGCCGAAGAGGCAGAGGAUCCCGCUGCUAAAUGAGCUGUAAUACGGACCCCCGCUGACCCCCUUGCUUCUCACUCUUCUUUCGCCUUCUUCUUCCAGUCGGCCCGUUUUCCAGUCUGGUGGCCACCUCCUUCUUUCUCUCGAAACUACUUGCCCCCUCGGGUAGGAUUCGGCGGUCAUGAUACGGCCACACCGGACGAUUCCUUUUACCGUCACUCUUCCCGCUCCUUUUAUCGUUUCUCGUCUUUCAUCGUCGCUGUUAUCGAAUGAAAUUCUUCGAGAAUCUUUCCAAUCGACGAUUAACUAGCUGGAUCGAAAUCGAAUUAAGUAGAGAUGGAAAUUCAUUCGAUAAGACUUUCGUAUCGGUCGACGAAUCUGUCGGAUUACGUUCCCUCGAGCGCGAAACGGUUCUGGUCGCUUCUACGAAGUAACGGAGAACGGUCGUGACAUCGAGACCGAUCGCUCGGUCAACGAAGCAGUUGACCCGUGGCUCGGAGAUACGAGCGGGCCGAUCUGUCAAUUAGGUCAACCGUUCUCCAUGCUCGCUACCGGCGAACAGAGAAGCGGGGGGGGAAAAAGUGGAAGUACUCGGUAGGAUUUAUUUUCAGACGCUUACACCAUUGUCAUUGCCGUUUCGUUAUCGUGCAGCCUGCGUUUGAUAUACGCAACGCGAAAUGGAUUUCGUUAGGGAAUUGGAAGGAUGGAAAGAUAGCGGCGCGGUUGGAAGAAGCUGGUGCUCCCUCCGUGGGAGCCGUGGCGGCAUGGCAGGUUACAAGAAGCAGAGAGGAGCCGAGAGGUUCUCGUUCUCGUAGGAGAAGUUAAAAGAGGAAAAGAGGGGCUCGGUUGCGUCUCGUUGCCGCCGAGUGGCGCUCACCUGCCUAGUCCGCAACAGUCUCGUACGGUUCGCUCCGACCAGGAGCCUCGUCGCCGAUCACGGACCAACGAUUCUCUUCUCUUCUCUUCUCCUCCAUCCCCUACCAUCGACCUCCUUCUUCGCUUUCCACCUCCGCAACCAUCUCGCUAAGCCACGUGUCGUCAGCUUUUCGACCUACCCUCUAUCCUUUCCUACCCUUUCCUUUCCAUCACCUUUCACCUCCCUUCGCCCGUCCGCUUUGCCCUCUAUCAUCCCUCUGUCGUUUCGACGAUAAUCCAGGAUAAUUCGAUCGAAAUCGAUCCUUUUCUUCGGUCGAGUGGUGCAGUGAAGGUGGUACAGGUGGUAAGGUGGUCUUGGAAGGAGAACAGAACAGAAGAAGCAAGAAAAGAAGAGAAGAAGAAGAAGAAUGGUGGGGCUGCUGUCUUCUCUACUUCUUAGUACACUUUUCUGGUGGGGGUAAAGCAACACUCAAAGUUCGUGGUGACGUAGUUGUGGCAGGAACGCGACGCGUUUUUCUCCCAGGCCGGAAGAGACGAUAUCGUUGCUUCCUAGAUUCGACAAAAUCCUCGGCAACUUGUAGCGAGAGAUAAAAGGGGAAGGUAUCGAGAGUCGGAAGAAAGAGGUGGAAAGGCUAUGAAACGGUAGGGGAAGUUUCAGAGUGGGGGUAUAUCUAGUUCAAGAGACCGGAAGCGGAUGGUGUUCCGGAUGUUUCUCGAUUUAGUGAUAACGAAGAUACACGGUGCUUCCAAGAGCUUGCGAGAGUCAAAGCAAACCGAGAAAUUUGAUUGUUUUUCCAUCGUUUGGUGUAACAGGCUGGAAAGAGAAGAUGAGGAUUCGACGAGUCCGAUAUUUGCAUUUCACCGAAGCUCGUUCGCUUUGAUUUCGAGACCGAAGAAGAAAGAAGAAGGCGUGGAGGAGGAGAAAGAGGAAGUAGAGGGCUGUAGCGACGCCGAAGAAGAAGAAGAAGAAGAAGAAGAGGAAGAAAAGGAUCAUGCUUCAGUGAAGUGUCGGCAGAAGCGAAGAUACACGAGAAAGUAGUCGAGAGUGGACGGUCGAGGAGAUCGGGUGCUCGAUAAAGAAAUUUCUCUCUCUCUUGAGAUCGUGGAAAAAAGGAUCUUUGAAUAUUCUUUAAAGAACACGUAGCAGUGAUCUAAACGAGAGUGGCGUAAUUUCACGGCGAGUUUCGUAGGUCAGGAUUCGACAAGGUUCUUUCGUACGUCACAGAACGCGUUCGAUUUCCUUUCGCGUUCUCGGUUGGAGAACACAUCCGUCUUCCGGUAUCCAGCGACACGAACGGCCGGGAAGGAAAGCAAUUGUCUGAGGACUCGCACGGAGGGGCGGAGGGGAUGGAGAUGCGCCUCGUUCUCGUGGCGAUCUGCCUCCUUCUCGUCACCCCCAUCGCCGGCUCUUUCUGGACCGUUGGAAAUCAGGUGGUGAUGGACCCGUUGCUCAUCUGCAAGAAAACCAGGAGACUGAGGGGUAAGAUGGCGGAUAUUUGCCGGAAAGAGCCGUCAUUGUUGAAGGAGAUCGCAAGAGGCGUGCAAGUUGGGACCAGAGAAUGCCAAUAUCAAUUCAGGAAUCGACGAUGGAAUUGCACAACGAUCAGGAGAUCAUUGAGGAAGAUUUUGCUACGAGAUACCAGGGAGACGGGUUUCGUGAACGCCAUUACCGCGGCCGGAGUUACCUACGCGGUCACCAGGGCCUGCACCAUGGGCCAUCUGGUCGAGUGCUCUUGCGACAAGAUGACACCGAAAGGUAAUCGUCUGGGCAAACUGGCGCGUGCCAUCGACAUGGAGAAGAGUCUGCCUACGGAGGGUGACUGGGAAUGGGGUGGAUGCGGCGACAACGUGAAGUUUGGAUUCAAAAAAUCACGGGACUUCAUGGACGCGCCUUAUCGAAAACGCACCGACAUCAAAACUCUGGUCAAGCUUCACAACAACAACGCUGGUCGCCUGGCUAUCAGGAACUUUAUGAGGACCGAGUGCAAGUGUCACGGACUGUCCGGAUCGUGCACGGUUCGCACGUGUUGGCGGAAAAUGCCCCCGUUCCGUGACGUUGGGAACAGGCUGAAAGAGUCGUUCGACGGAGCGGCAAAAGUGAUACCGAGCAACGACGGGCACAGCUUCAUCACAGAGGGCCCGACCAUCAAGCCGCCCGACAGAUUCGAUCUGAUUUACAGCGAGGACUCGCCCGACUUCUGCAAGCCGAACCGAAAGACGGGAUCGUUAGGUACCCAGGGACGUCGUUGCAACUCCACCAGUCAAGGAGUAGACGGAUGCGAGCUACUGUGCUGCGGCCGUGGCUACGACACCAGGAUCGUCAAGGAGAAGAUCAAUUGCGAGUGUAGGUUCCGUUGGUGUUGCGAGGUCACCUGCAACACUUGUCUCGUCAAGAAGACCAUCAACACUUGUCGUUAGCAAUGAUUGGCGCAAUGGAUUUUUAGGUAAUUUCUGGUCCCCUCCCUGUUGUCAACGCGUGUUUUCCAUCAGAGUAUGUUUCAUUUUUUAACCGUUUCGUUUCAGCCAGUCUAUUUCUUUUCUUUUUCUAUAUUUCUGAAGAUUCGUCCUCCCUUAUCCUACCUUCCAGACUCUUAUUCGAUUACGCUGAUCCUUCCCGGACCUGAACAUCCUAAGAAAAGUGAUUCGAAUCCAGGUAUUCUGUGGACUGACUGAAACGAAACGAGAGAUUAAUCUGGACCGCAAAUGGUAAGAAAUGUUCAUCUUUCGACGUUUGAUGAUUUCGCGGUUAGGAUAAGCGUUUGUAAUAUAGAUAUCGCGAAUCGAUUCUGAAAAAAGAAGGCUGCGUCUAGUUUUUGAUUCGAGGAGCGAUCAUUGUCGUCGUUCGAAGCUUUCCAGGUAUCUCCAGCUAUUCGUUGAAGCGUUUCCGGUCGCGUUCGUCGCGCGUGGAACGUUCGUAGCUUUUCUCGCUUUUCGUCCAGUUUGUCGGCGAAUUUUCUUUGCGCUUGCAAAAUCUCUCCAUGAUUUUUUUUUUUUUAUAUUAAUAUUAUUCUUUCUGUGUUUGUUUGUUUGUUUUUUUUUCUCUCUUGUAAAUAAGACUGAAUCGACGAAAGUUUAUAUUGUGCCAGAAUAAAAAAGCGUGUA
Osmia bicornis bicornis is the source of this 11319-nucleotide messenger RNA. RefSeq names its product protein Wnt-6-like. Gene Ontology annotation, molecular function: cytokine activity; frizzled binding. Gene Ontology annotation, cellular component: extracellular region. The transcript has 5 exons. Gene Ontology annotation, biological process: cell fate commitment; neuron differentiation; multicellular organism development. NCBI's taxonomy places the organism in Eukaryota, Metazoa, Arthropoda, Insecta, Hymenoptera, Megachilidae. The record is from RefSeq and is a predicted model, not a curated record. Bases 9565 to 10635 code for a protein of 356 amino acids.